AGUUUCCGCCAUUUUAACUUCCUGCUUUCAAAGGGGAGCAGUCCCUCGAACAGUAUUCGUAGCGCUUUACGAUUUAGGUUAUUUGAAGGGGGUUGUUUUGAUUUUCUUUCUAAAAGGGCCGCAAACAAACUAUACUAACUGGUUUCUGAUCGUCUUAGUAGGUUAGCUUCAGCCGGGGAGUCGCGAUGCCGAGCCACCCGCUGAGAGUAGCGGUUGUGUGCUCGAGCAACCAGAACCGCAGUAUGGAAGCGCACAAUAUCCUCAGUAAACGUGGAUUUGAAGUGCGCUCAUUUGGGACUGGUACUCACGUGAAGCUGCCCGGUCCUGCCCCAGACAAGCCUAAUGUGUACGACUUCAAAACAACAUAUGAACAGAUGUACAACGACUUGGUCCGCAAGGACAAGGAACUAUACACACAGAACGGAAUCCUCCACAUGCUGGACCGAAACAAGCGAAUCAAGGCCAAGCCGGAGCGUUUCCAGAACUGCAAGGAGAAGUUUGACUUGGUCAUCACCUGCGAGGAGCGUGUCUACGACCAAGUGCUGGAGGAUCUGAACUCACGGGAGCAGGAGACCAUGCAGCCCGUGCACGUCAUCAAUGUGGACAUUCAGGACAACCACGAGGAAGCCACGCUGGGCGCCUUCCUCAUCUGCGAGCUGUGUCAAUGUAUCCAGCACGCAGACGACAUGGAGAACGAAAUUGACGAACUCUUGCAAGAGUUUGAAGACAAGAGCACCAGGGCUUUCCUUCACACCGUCUGCUUCUACUGACGGCCGCAAUAAGCGCACGCGGGACCCCCGCAAACCAACAGCAAAUAACGUGACAGUUACAUGACAGGCUCGUAGAAAGGCACACACGUGCAGAACCCCAACGAAAAAUCUGCACAAACACGUCGGCCUCCAUGAGGAGCUGCUCCUCUUGCCUUUUUAUUCCUCCUGAUCAAGGUCAGCCACACCUCCUCAGGGAGUGCCAUGACGCCCCGGUCCCACUGUUUUACUCAGUUCCCGUCGCAGAAACAUAAUUUGUCUGUGUUUUUUUCCCCUCCAUGUGAUCUAUUGAGUAAUUUGUUCAGUUUUAAUAUUAUUUGACACCUGGAACUCUAGCUGUGUUUUAUUGAGCCAGGAGGAAGAGAGCUGAAGAGAAUGCUUUUGUUUUGUUGUUUUAGGGGAGUUAAGUUUAUAGGUUGAGCUCGUUGAAUAAGUUAAGCUCGACCUCUCUGAGACAAUGUAUGCUGUUGACUUGAUACUCAAAUGUGGAUGUCCUUCAGGGCAUUUUUUUUCUUUCUUUGUAUGUGUAAAAAUGAUGCAUUGUCAGCUCAGAGUGCCUGAUUUGUACAUAGAAAUAUACUAAAUGAAUCUAAGAACCA
This is a messenger RNA of Syngnathus typhle (broad-nosed pipefish), 1366 nucleotides long. It is a transcript of the gene ssu72, whose product is annotated as SSU72 homolog, RNA polymerase II CTD phosphatase. Gene Ontology annotation, biological process: termination of RNA polymerase II transcription. The coding region runs from base 186 to 770 and encodes 194 amino acids. Gene Ontology annotation, cellular component: mRNA cleavage and polyadenylation specificity factor complex; nucleus. Gene Ontology annotation, molecular function: RNA polymerase II CTD heptapeptide repeat phosphatase activity. The record is from RefSeq and is a predicted model, not a curated record. The transcript has 5 exons. NCBI's taxonomy places the organism in Eukaryota, Metazoa, Chordata, Actinopteri, Syngnathiformes, Syngnathidae.